CUAACAACCAGCUACAUCCAUUUUACUAUUACUACUAUUCAAGUGGUCGCAGGACUCCGAACAUGGAAAAUUUACCUUCCAAUCCAGUGCUUGAAUUUAAUCCGAACCAAUUACAUGAAGUGAGGGUUCUGAACGGCUAUGAAGAUGCGAAGCAAAUGAGUCAAGCCAUAGAUGUUCUCGAUGAUUGGAUUAAAAAGCAAAAUCAUUUCGCAUUCAAGGAUUUUGAUCGAGAGUAUUUAGAACGACUGAUCAUUAACAACAAGGGUUCCAUAGAGCGUGCUAAGCAGCGUUUGGACAGAACCUGCACUCUACGGAACCUCAUGCCAGAAUUAAUGUGCAACAUUGAUAUUUUGAAUGACUUCCAGAAUUUACGUAAAAUUUUACAUGUUUGCGUCUUCCCGAAACCUACAAAGGAUAACUACAGAGUCGUAUAUGAAUCGUUCAUUAAAUCUGAUGAUAGUUAUAAUAUACUGCAUACCUUCCGAUACACUUAUUGGUUCUUUCAGUACAGCCUCUUCACCGACUAUUGCGCGGGUAUUGAAUGCGUUGUCGACCUGAGAGAGUAUAGCUUCAGUAUGUUGAGCACAUUAAGUUAUACUGACACGCACAAAGGCCUUAUGAUGCUGAUGCAAACUUUCGGCAGCAGAUGUAGAUCGCUUCACUUCAUAUUUUCGAAUAAAGUCCUAGAUGGAAUUAUAACGCUACUUCGGAAGUGUUUGAGCGAUAAGUUGAACAAGAGGAUACAUGUGCAUAAUUCCUAUGACACAAUCUGGCAAUUUGUAGACAAAUCUGUGUUCCCAGUGGAAAUUGGCGGGGAAUACAAGAAGACUGUAAAUGAAAUAAGUGGUUCUCCAAAAUGACAUCGUUAAGGAAAACUUGGACAUUGUAAACAAAUUAAUUUACAAAACAACAAAUCAGUAGGUAUCAUGUAGGUAUACAAAGUCUCCUCGAGAAUAUUAUUAUGUUCUUCUUAAGACGAAACAGGAGCUGAGUUUUUAACAUUUUAGGUAAAUAUACCCGUCUCGCUAACGGAAGCGGCUCCUAAAACUAGUGUGAUAAGGACAAGGCGAAAAAUCCUAAGUAAAAUCUCAAAAAUCGAGGUUUCGUACUCGACUGUUUCCUCCUCCAAAACUUAACCAGUCGUAACCAAAUUUAGAAAUCUAAAUGAUUAUGAAAUUUAUCUAUGUCGGACCGUUUUGCUUUUUUGGCUAAUUGAUAUCAGUUUUGAAUACUACCUACGCCUUAUUAUAUUAUUAUUGCGGCAUAGUCAAUGAGGCCAUUUUGGCCAUUUUUGAAGGGCUCUAGUGCCUUAAAAAACAAAAAUUUCAAAAAAAGCAAAACGGUCCGACAGAGAUAUUAACAAAAUUAAUCUGUGUUGAAAAAAUCAUUGCUCUAGCAUCAAAACCCACGGAGGAAACAGUCGAUUACGUUUGUAUGGAGAAAUUACCACUCCUGUUGGCUCUUAAUUUAUAAAACAACAAAUCUUAUUAUGUUCUUCUAAAGGUUGCUACUUAAAAUUUAUUGUACAGUUCCGUGAUUGGCACGAGAGGCUACGCGUAUCUGCGGGUAGAG
Messenger RNA from Cydia fagiglandana, 1572 nucleotides. RefSeq lists its product as uncharacterized. The transcript has 6 exons. Gene Ontology annotation, cellular component: membrane. The record is from RefSeq and is a predicted model, not a curated record. NCBI's taxonomy places the organism in Eukaryota, Metazoa, Arthropoda, Insecta, Lepidoptera, Tortricidae. Bases 63 to 860 code for a protein of 265 amino acids. Gene Ontology annotation, molecular function: phosphatidylinositol bisphosphate binding.